This is a messenger RNA of Penaeus indicus, 729 nucleotides long. RefSeq lists its product as uncharacterized. The transcript has 5 exons. Bases 1 to 729 code for a protein of 242 amino acids. The record is from RefSeq and is a predicted model, not a curated record. NCBI's taxonomy places the organism in Eukaryota, Metazoa, Arthropoda, Malacostraca, Decapoda, Penaeidae.
AUGCCCAGCUGCACCGUGGGAGACCUUCUGACUCCGAAGACACUGCUCGGCGGGAUAACUGAAUCUGAAAAGAUCACAGCCACACAUUGGUCGGGGCCACGGAACAGAGCUGGGGAACCGCUGCUCCAAAUAAUAGUAGACAUCAAGAGAGCGAAACAUGAAAGCAAAAACAGCAGCAGCAACUGGAGCCUCCGCCAGCUCCUUCGUGUUCCAACCCUGUGCCUCGCCUCCUGUUUCGAGUUCCAUUUAAGGAAUAUACAAGCACCGCUUAGCCCAAAGCUGAAACUGGACACUCCCGACCUCCCACACCACCCCCAUCCCACACCUCCAACGCCCACACACCCCACGCCCAUACCCCCAACGCCCACACCCAACGCCCACACCCCCAACGCCCACACCCAACGCCCACACCCCCAACGCCCACACCCCCAACGCCCACACCUCCAACGCCCACACACCCCACGCCCACACACCCCACGCCCACACCCCCAACGCCCACACCCCAACGCCUACAUCCCCAACGCCCACACCCCCAACGCCCACACCCCCAACGCCCACACCCUAACGCCUACAUCCCCAACGCCCACACCCCCAACGCCCACACCCCCCAACGCCCACACCCCAACGCCCACACCCCAACGACCUGCGAGAGGACGCCAAACUCCACCUAUUUUUAAAAUGGGGUUUUCAGCGGAGAUCAUCACGGUGAUGGACACAAUUGCAACGUAG